AUGGGCUCCAUCGAAGAGCAACCUCACGAAGACUUCGACUUCCAAGAUCUCCCUCCCUUCCCCAACGACGUCCCUCAAGCACCACUCCUCCGCAUCAGCCUCCAAAAACUCCUCUCAGGCGACACCCAAGAAGACGAAAAACUCUGGCGCGCAUGCUGUGAUCUUGGAUUCUUCUACCUUGACCUCCGAGGCGGGAACAGCACCAACAACAACACCUCCUCAGAAACCCAACAAGACGUACUACCCAUCGAAGGCGACGCUCUCCUCUCCAACGCCGAAGACCUCUUCACUCUCGCCCAAGAUGUCUUUGAUUUACCCGUAGAAGAGAAGGCUUCCUACGACAUGAUGGGCGAAAACAGUUAUUUUGGGUAUAAAGGCUACGGAGCGGGAGUCAUCGACAAAAAAGGAACGAAAGAUCGGAAUGAAUUUUGGAAUAUUUCAAAAGAUGAUAUUUUGGGAUUAUCGGAAAGACUUCGUAAUCCGGAGAUCCUCACAAAAGAGGAAACGAGAGGUUUGAUUAAAGAAUAUAUGCUUCGCUCUCAUGCCCUCGUCACCUUAAUCCUAGGACAUCUGAAUCAGAAGUUAGGGUUGCCGGAGGGGAAAUUGGAGAGUUUGCAUCGGUUGAAGAGCAGGAGUGGAGAUCAAAUGAGGUGGGUGAAGAGUCCGCCGCAGGAAGUGAGUGAUCGGCAGGCGGCGUUGGGGGAACAUACGGAUUUUGGGAGUGUGACGGUUUUGUUUAAUCGGUUGGGGGGAUUGCAGGUUUUGCCGCCGGCGGGGUUGGAGGGGAUGAAGGAGGAGUGGGCGUUUGUGAAGCCUUUGAAAGGGCAUUGUGUGGUUAAUUUGGGGGAUGCGAUGGUUAAGUUCUCGGCGGGGAUUUUGAGGAGUAAUCUUCAUCGUGUUGUCAAUCCUCCUGGCGCACAGCAAGAUUCCACGAGAUUCAGUCUGGUUUAUUUCAAUAGACCUGAGGAUGAGGUCAUUCUGAAGGUGCUUGAUGGAAGUGAAAUGAUUGAUGCUAAGCGAAAAGAAAAUCCUGCUGUCGAUGACGGUGAACCAGUCACUGCUAAACAGUGGAUCUUGAAUCGUGCUAUGGGGAGACGUGCGGGUGGAGAUUGGAGCAAAGGGCAAGGAACUGACCAGGAGAGGAUUGAGAAGAGAGACAGUGGCGUUGCCGCUACUUAG
Molecule: messenger RNA, 1179 nt
Organism: Cercospora beticola
Lineage: Eukaryota; Fungi; Ascomycota; Dothideomycetes; Mycosphaerellales; Mycosphaerellaceae
Molecular function (GO): 2-oxoglutarate-dependent dioxygenase activity
Source: RefSeq, a predicted model, not a curated record